Messenger RNA from Drosophila guanche, 1082 nucleotides. It is a transcript of the gene JMJD7, whose product is annotated as bifunctional peptidase and (3S)-lysyl hydroxylase Jmjd7. The transcript has a single exon. The record is from RefSeq and is a predicted model, not a curated record. Lineage: Eukaryota; Metazoa; Arthropoda; Insecta; Diptera; Drosophilidae. The coding region runs from base 84 to 1031 and encodes 315 amino acids. Gene Ontology annotation, molecular function: 2-oxoglutarate-dependent dioxygenase activity.
AGGAUUAAAGGUAUAUUUUGAAAAUGACAUGGUUUUAUUAGAUAUAUUUUACUGAUAGAUCCGGACGCCACCCGCAAUGCAUUAUGUCUAAAAUUCAAGCUGGCAUCGAUCUGCUGAUCCAAGAGGCGGAUGAUCUGUGCAUUGGGAACAGUAUCGCGGAGCUAGACCACCUCCCCAGUGCCUUGGAGUUUUGCCGCGACUACUAUGCCAAAAACUCGCCGGUCGUCAUCCGCAAUGCGGUAGCGUGGCCGGCCAUUGGCAAAUGGACCCCGGAGUACCUGGUCGAGAAACUGAACGACAAGAUUGUGGAUGUGGCCGUCACACCGAAUGGCUACGCAGAUGGUCUGGCCACCCAGAAGGGGCGAGAGUAUUUUGUCCUGCCCCUGGAGAAGCGAAUGAAACUCUCAGAGCUAGUCGUGCGGCUCGAUGAUCCCAUGGGCGCCAUCCACUACGUACAGAAGCAAAACUCCAACUUAAGCCAGGACUUCCCGGAGCUGGCCAGUGACCUGGUGAUGGGCGACUUGGACUUUGCCCAACAGUCCUUCAAUAAGACCCCAGACGCCGUCAACUUUUGGCUGGGGGACGAGCGCGCGAUUACCUCCAUGCACAAGGAUCCCUAUGAGAAUAUGUACUGUGUGAUAUCCGGCUAUAAGGACUUCAUUCUCAUACCGCCGCAUAAGCUGAGCUGUGUUCCACGCAGCACCUAUCCCACGGGCGUCUACAAGACAUCGGAUUCUGGGCAGUUCUACAUAGAUCCACUGACGGACGAGGAUGGUGUGGAACAACUGACGGAGUGGGUCAGCAUAGACCCGCUGGCCCCCGACCUGGCCAAGUAUCCCGAGUAUUCGAGAGCCAAGCCACUGAAAGUGCGAGUCCAUGCUGGCGAUGUCCUGUACCUGCCCAACUACUGGUUCCAUCAUGUCCAACAGAGCCACAAAUGCAUCGCAGUCAAUUUCUGGUAUGACAUGGAGUACGACAGUCGCUACUGCUACCAUCGCAUGUUGGAGGAGCUAGCCAGUAAGGCGAGCUAGCCCCACUGCCUAGGAACGAGCAGCCCAUCAGUCAUAAUCAGUGUUUAUGUA